Eupeodes corollae is the source of this 909-nucleotide messenger RNA. RefSeq names its product cuticle protein 21-like. The record is from RefSeq and is a predicted model, not a curated record. The coding region runs from base 139 to 840 and encodes 233 amino acids. The transcript has 2 exons. NCBI's taxonomy places the organism in Eukaryota, Metazoa, Arthropoda, Insecta, Diptera, Syrphidae. Gene Ontology annotation, cellular component: extracellular matrix.
CGAUCUAAAAAGUUAUGAACUAAAUUUAAUUCGUCGAAUUGUUUUGUAUAUAAAAAUGAUUGUCGAAGCUGAUACAGUAUCAUUUCAAUUCGAUUAGGCUUCUUAACCACACCAAAAAAACAAAUCAAAUCAUUUGUCAUGGCUUUUAAGUUCGUUAUUGCUCUCGCUAUUGUGGCUGUUGCUAGUGCAGGAUACAUUCCACCUCAACAAGGAUUCUAUCAGGCGGCUAAUGGUCCUGUAGAGCAUACAGUUUCCUUAGCUCCAUCAGAUCAACACUUGGUGGCUAAGAAAGUUGAGGAAUACGAUCCACAUCCACAGUACAAAUUUGCUUAUGAUGUCCAGGAUUCUAUCACCGGCGACUCAAAGAGUCACUCGGAGACAAGAGAUGGAGAUUCGGUUGAGGGAGAAUAUACCCUUAUCGAUUCUGAUGGCUUUAAGAGAAUAGUUCACUAUACUGCCGAUAAAGAACAUGGUUUUAAUGCUGUUGUAAGCCGUGUUCCAUUGAACGAAGCCCACCAUGAGACAAAAACUGCUCCUACUGUUUACGCUUCUCCAUCAGGUUCAUAUCCAGUAAAUUACAAUUCACACACUGGAGCAGCAUUGAACUCCUACAAACCUGCUAUUCCCAUUGGUGUAGUGAAAAAUGUAGCUCCGGCUUCAUAUGCAUCCCCAAUCGGUUACUACAAAUCUGAAGGUUCAGAUGGAUCUCACUUGAGUAAUGCUGCUCCUGCUUCAUACAGUGCUCCAUCAUAUUACAAAUCUGCCCCGGUGGCUCCUGAAUCAAACGCUCAUGGACAAGAAUCUUACUCAGCUUUGCUCAGUUCAGGAUAUCAGCAUUAAUAAUGUUUGUUUGUAAUUUAUAUUUUUGUUAUUAUUUAGUUUUAAUAAAUUUGUUAAUUCUUUAAAAGU